CAGAAACACGCUCGUCGGAACUGAUCGAGAAGAAGAUGCAGAUCUUCGUGAAGACCCUGACGGGAAAGACCAUCACGCUGGAGGUGGAGAGCAGCGACACCAUCGACAACGUCAAGGCAAAGAUCCAGGAUAAGGAGGGCAUCCCGCCCGACCAGCAGCGGCUCAUCUUCGCCGGCAAGCAGCUCGAGGACGGCCACACCCUCGCCGACUACAACGUGCAGAAGGAGUCCACGCUACACCUCGUGCUCCGCCUACGCGGGGGCACCACCAUCAAGGUCAAGACGCUCACCGGCAAGGAGAUCGACAUCGACAUCGAGCCGACAGACACCGUGGACAAGAUCAAGGAGCGUGUCGAGGAGAAGGAGGGGAUACCGCCAGUGCAGCAGAGGCUCAUCUUCGGCGGCAAGCAGAUGGCCGAUGACAAGACGGCCAAGGACUACAAUAUCAGGGGCGGCGAUGUGCUCCACCUCGUCCUCGCCCUCAGGGGUGGUGGCUACUAGAGGAGGAUGAGUUUUAGGGUAGUUUUGUUACGAUGGUAAUAGUAUGAUUUUGUAAAUUUACAGAAUUGUUUUUCUAUUGAUGCAUACUCUGGGCACUAUGUCCGUCAUUGAUGUGCCUACUA
Molecule: messenger RNA, 622 nt
Organism: Lolium perenne
Lineage: Eukaryota; Viridiplantae; Streptophyta; Magnoliopsida; Poales; Poaceae
Product: ubiquitin-NEDD8-like protein RUB2
Molecular function (GO): protein binding
Source: RefSeq, a predicted model, not a curated record